Molecule: messenger RNA, 3195 nt
Organism: Pseudogymnoascus destructans
Lineage: Eukaryota; Fungi; Ascomycota; Leotiomycetes; Thelebolales; Thelebolaceae
Exons: 1
Coding region: 325-2274 (649 amino acids)
Source: RefSeq, a predicted model, not a curated record
AGCUUAUAACUUAUAUACUGCCCAACCAAGGUCGACUUUGCUACGCCCUAAAAUGUCAUAAUUGGAGCCAUCGCGGGCCUAGCCGCAGCCAUAGUCCGCGGUUCCCACCCUCCCACACACGCUAUUGUGUAAGUUGUCAUGCCAUCGCAUCAUGAACCCUUCAUAGUCGGCAGAUUAUCUAAAAGCUAAGCUAUUAAUCCACGGCCCUAUGAUUUCAAUAACACCCGACAUAUUGCUAAGAAGCAGCCGAGCACGGCGUAGCCAUGGCUCGAUUUGACCAUAACAACAUCCAACUAACCUAGUGCCCACACCGAGAGAAACGCCAUGAAUGUAACAAACACACUUAAAAACCCCCUUCCUCCCAUCCCCCAUCCUUCCCCUUCCUCCUCCCAUCGCAAAAGCUUCCAAAUCAAAUCUCCAUCACACACUGCACACCGAACAAACCACCCAGCCCCAACCACAACCGCAACCGCAACCGCAACAAUGAAGUACGACCUAAACCUCUCCCUCACCACCCCCCCGGCGGAGCCCCCAACGGAACUACCCACCAAACAGCUCUCGGUCGGGGAACCUACCCCGCGCCCACCAAGCCGCAAACACUCCUCUUCGCAGGUCCCUACGCUCUCCACCCCCUUCGACGACGCUGCCCUCUCCACCGAGGGCUCGCGCUCCCCCGCAUCCCCCGUGCCGGCGCCGACAACCACGUCCCGUGACGAGGUGACGCCGCCGCCGGCUGCGACGUUGGGGGGAGUGGGGGGGACGCCGCUUUGUACUAUUCAUGAGGAUAGGAAGUUGGCUGUUUCGGGGGCUGAUUGGUUGAUGGGGAAGCCGUGGGGGUCGCAAGGGAAGCAGGAGGGGGAGGGGGAGAAGGAGGAUGUCAAAACCGCGACGGGAUCAGAGCCACCGCGUAAACCGAAGGGCCCGCGCAGAGAAGAAGAUGGGCACCUGGUGAAUGGGAACAGACUUAUCGGGGACUGGAUGCUCCCUUCGGCCGGGGUGGGGGAGUGGAUGGAUAGUGAAGGAAAUAUGAGGGUACCUUAUGAGAUUGAGGAGGCGAUGAGGAAUACCCCCGCGCCGGUAUUUAUGAGGAGGAGUAUAGACAGGAUGGAGAGUGAGCUGGUGAGGGAGGCGGAGGAGGAGAGGCUGAGGCAUGAGCAGAUGCUGAGGGAAACUGAGGGGGAGAGAGUGGCGGAGACUGACCAGGAGAAGGAGGAGAGGUGGGAGAUGGAGAGGCGGAGGCGGAUUGCGAGGGGGUGGGUGUGCGGCGGUGGCGGUGGCGGCGGCGGGGGGGGUGGGGAGCUGGAGGAUGGGGAGCCGUAUGAGGAGGAGGAGCCGGAGGAGGCGAAUGAGUAUACGCCUUCUGGGGCGGCGCCGCCGGAGAUGAUCGCUGCUGCGAGGGCGAGGGCGGAGGCGAGGUGGGCGGAGGCGAGGUGGGCGGAGGAGGCGAGGGCUGAGAGGGUGGCUGCUAGGAAAGCGGCGGCGCGGAGGGCGGAGGUGGCUGCGAGAGAAGCGGCGGCGGUGCUGGCAGCGGCGGAACCGGCGCUGGAUCCUGCGGCGACUGAGGCUGCGAGGAGGCUUAAGGCGGCGGAGAGGGCGAGGAAGGCUGUGGAAAAUGAACCGCAUUCGCCGAGUUGGAAUGGGAGUACCUAUAUUGAUGGGCGCGAGCACCAUUACUGCGGUCCGGACUUCCCGUGCCAGAUGGAGCCGGUGUGCGACCCUUCCAUCAAGGAGAUCUGGGAGAAGGGUCUCCCCAUCGCGCCUGAUGAGAUGCCGCCGAAGCGGGUUUCGUUUACGGGGCCGAUGCGCGCGUUGUUCGGCUUCAAGAAGGGGCAGCCGGUGCAGAAGUAUAGGAAGCCUGUUUCUAUUCAAUCUAUCCGCGUCGGCAAUUCGGCGGAGACGACGGUUAUUGAGGAACCAAGGUCAGACGCUCCGCUGGGAUCUGGCCGAAGGACGUCGCGCGCGGGUGGUGAGGCGGAGAAGGGCGAUCGCAGGACGAUGAGGGGGUUGAGGAAGGUUUGGGGGUUCUGGACGCACUUUGGUGGGAAGAUGGGGGGGCGGAGAGGGGUGGUGGUGACGAAGAGUGAGGAGAGCCUUCCGGUGGCUGAGGGAGAGGAGGAUACCGAUAUGAGGUAUAAUGUUGCUGAUGCCAUUGCGGCUUCGGCGGCUACGGCGAACCUUGCGGCUUCGGCGUGCUAUCCGGUGGGGGAGAGCACGGUGGAAACGGCGAAGGUUGUCGAGAGGACGGAUAGUGGUACAGUGAUGGACGGUGUUUAACAGAAGGAAAGUGAUGCAGAGAAAGCGGCCAAGGUGUAAUGGCAGAAGGAAAGAAGGAAAGAAGAUGGACGCAUCAGAAAAAUUACUUGAUAUUUGCUCACCUAUAACGUAUUUCACGUUGUGCUAACCUUAUUGGUUUUUAGCCUCGCAACGGGGGGUUAUAUAAAAUUAAUAACAUCUCAACUGCAUCGUUCUCAAGGCACAAAACCGUGAAUAUAUACCAAGUACGUCACAUGAUCCCGUAAUUCAUGAAACGACAAAAACCGAAUCGUUUCAAAAAAAACCCCAAAACCGACGGUUUCAGGCGAUUCGAGCUUUACUGUUUCGAUCGCUAAAUGAUGUCAUUGGGCGGGGCGUCCCUUGUCUCAGAUUUCUCAGCGGAUUCUCAGCAAUACCUGGUCUGGUAUACAGGUCGAUCGGGCGCAGUCUUGGCUGUUUGCGCCGAUCGUGAUUGUCAGGGCAGUGCAAGAAUUUUGAUAAGAGGUUUCUGAAUUGGGUAGUUGUUAUUGUAUAUACAGUUAGAAUGUCUCUAGAUGAAUGCCGAAGCAAGUUAGAAAGCAAUAGGAGUAAAGGGGGGGGAUUCUUAUUUCGACUAUUCAAUCGAUGUAAUCGAACGAUAUGGGAUCGAGAUGACCACCCAUGUCCGUAAGAUGAUAAUCUAGAUAGAAAAUUCUCAUAUGGGCGUUGCAUGGCAUCAUCUAGCAUUCACUCUAUCACCACGGAACUAUCCAAUAUGCAAACCAGAGAGCGCAAUGGCAGAAAUACUCUGUAGAUAAAUAAUAUUCCCAACACGUUCCCGUGACUUUAUAAAUAGAAAGGCCAUCUAUUAAUCCACUCUGCGCUAAACUUGUUCUAGAGCAGUAGUGGGUAGUGUAGUGGCGGAGAGGAGGAGGAACUCGAAAUUUGAUACGAAGACGGAGC